Symbiodinium pilosum is the source of this 666-nucleotide messenger RNA. NCBI's taxonomy places the organism in Eukaryota, Dinophyceae, Suessiales, Symbiodiniaceae. The record is from the annotation of a GenBank genome assembly.
AUGACGGAUGGGCCGAUCAAAGUCAUCGUUGUGGAAGAUCCGCUGGGUGAGCACGGGCCCCGUCCAGACGACGCGAAGGCAGACAGGUCACGCUUCCCUGCGCAGGAGUUUGUGGAGGUGUGCGAGAAGCGGCUGGAUGCCUACAGGAAAGUCACUGCCCUGACCGUCAGCGACUUUGCUUCGGCGCUGCCUGGCAUGGACGUCACAUCAGUGACCUACCCUUCCGAGUUGAAACGCCUGGCCUGGCAUCCGGCAGUCACCGCUCGGGAUGCCUCCGUGGCCUAUGCAGUUGGCGCAGGACGCAGUCGAUGGCUGCAAGCAGAGGAUGAGAUUGUGGCUCCGUGGUCAGAGCUCAUGCCAUUGAUGGAGCAGCUGCAGGAAUCAUUGUCGAUUCUUCCGGCAGACAAUGUGGCCUUGGUCGGCCUAGGUACCGGCGCUCACGUCGCACUUGCUCUGGCUUACUCCCUCGUCGAGAAGCGUGGGAUCAUCCCAGCACGCCUCUACGCCGUGUGCCCACCCACAGUUUGGCCCGUGGCAGAUGCUCCGCCGGCAGGCGCGCUCGUGACGACCCCGAUCCGCUACCUGACCUGCCCGGAGUCUGUAGCUGGCCCACCUUGGCGUCUCGAGACGUCCACUUUUGGGGAUUUCCGGCAUCAACACUUCGAG